Anolis sagrei ordinatus is the source of this 1149-nucleotide messenger RNA. It is a transcript of the gene SPATA4, whose product is annotated as spermatogenesis associated 4. Gene Ontology annotation, biological process: regulation of cytoskeleton organization. Gene Ontology annotation, cellular component: axoneme. The record is from RefSeq and is a predicted model, not a curated record. Gene Ontology annotation, molecular function: microtubule binding. NCBI's taxonomy places the organism in Eukaryota, Metazoa, Chordata, Lepidosauria, Squamata, Anolidae.
GGCUGAGCGGGCUUGUUGGUUACCCUGGCAACUGUCAUCAUGACUUCCACAGGUUCCUCGUAUGGAGGGAAAGAGUCCCAAAUCCUUCAGGCCUACUCCACCAUUCCGAGGCGCACGGGGCUCCCGCGAACGGUGCUGCGGUGGCUGCAGAGCCUCGACCUGACUUUCUCGCCUCGGCACUUCCGCAGAGAUUUUUCAAAUGGCUUCCUCAUUGCUGAAAUAUUCUCUUGGUAUUACCCAGAAGACAUUCAAAUGAAUUGCUUUGAAAAUGGGACCUCCUUAGCUUCCAAACUAAGCAAUUGGUCACAGCUUGCAAAGUUCUUUGCCAAAAGAAACCUGAAGCCCAUCCGAGAGCUAAUCGAUGGAACAAUUCAUUGUAAACCAGGAGCUGCUGAAAUAUUUGUACAGGACAUAUAUACCAUGCUGACAAACAGGCGGAUCAAACACAUCCAGGAUGAAGAGGUUGACUUUACAGAUCGUAUUUACGAGGAUAAGUUACCAAUGGUUGCUAGAUCCACUCUUUCAAGGGCUAUCAAAUCCCAUGUUAAGCUAACAGAAAUAAUGGUGGAACCUAAUGAAAACAAAAACAAGCAGAAAAUUAAUGCUGUCAUCAAUUUGCAUAUGCAGCGAAGGAGGCAAGAAAGGGAACAAAAUCCAGCCCGGUUUGGCAUCAAGCAGACGCUGAGAGAACGUGCCAUUCGUCGUCCUUCUCUUCUGACUCCUACCUUGAGUUCACAGACGUUUCAAAGGGAGAAACCUGCUCUUGGACCUACUACUUCCACCGAAAUCAGAGGCAAAAUGGGUGUCCACUUCAAAACCAUCCAGGUGAAGCAAGCUGAGAGGCUCCCUUUUGAUGGACGUAUCAAUGUGGAAACUCCAGGCACCCAUUUUAAACUGUAACUAAUAAAAGAGAUCCAUGCUUAAAAAUAACAGAAGGCUCAACAGAAGGCUUAUGAUCAAGUUUCUUUCUUAUAUCGGAAACAUGGGCCUUCAACAAAGUGUUAAAUAGUGGGAUAGAAUACAGAAUAAGAACUUUGUAGUUUUCCUAUUUCUCUUUUUCACUCUACAUAUUCUAAUGUUAAAAAGCCUCAUCCUUUUGGUUGAUGUUCUAAUAAAGUUGAUUAUCGGCAUAAGUUGGGUCUUAUUGUC